GCAAGUGACCCGCCGUGAGCUCAUGUACAUCACAGCUUCUAUAAAGCACAUGGAACAUUGUCUGGUUCCCUUCCUCAAAGAAUGUGACGCCAAUGAUGACAACAGCAUCACACUACAGGAGUGGGCCAACUGCCUCCGCAUACCACAGGCGGCUUUAGUUGAUCAGUGUAAGCAUUCAAAGUAAAUUGUGAGUGUAAUAAAUGACCAGAAUGUGAAUAGAUAUCACAUGACCACCACGUGAUAAUCAUGUGACCAGCCAUAGACAAAUUUGAUUGGUCAAACAUCAAUGUGUCAUCAAGUUAAUUACAAGAAAUGCCUGGAACGAGAGUUUAACUUCAUUUUUAUAUAUAUCUCCUUUAGUGAAGAGUUUUAGUCAAGGAUUUAUAUUACGUCAUUAAGAUCACUGCUUUUAGUUUAUCCAGAAAACUUUUUUUUUAAAUAGAUGUGCAAGAGUUUGGAAACUUUGCAUGUAGAACGUUUGAUAUAUCUUACAUCUGGUCUGAACUGUUGUAUGAACACUCAUGUGCCAAAUUGUGUGCUAGUCAUAUAUAUGUGUACUAUUAUCUUCUAUAACACUGCUUUAGUUCAUUAGAUCUCAUCAUUUUACACUGAGGAAAUAAAACCAGUCAUGUUUCGGGUCCUUUUAAAUAAAAUACCUAAUUAAAUUGUGGUAAUAACAAAUUAUUUUUACUAUUUUAAACAAAUGAAAGUUUGGAAUUGCACUGCACUUAAAACCAGUCUUUUAGGGGAAAACACAUAAAAUAUAAAUAAGAUAAAGGUAAAUAUCAAUCAAUUUAUGUGAUGGAAAGACUGUGAAUAUUAAUUGAAAAUAUCUUUACAAUUGUAUUUAGUUGUAUUGUUUUGUUUUAAAUGCCGAUUGUAUAAAAUAUAUAAUAUGGACGUUUUUCUUGUAUAACAUAUUGAGUUUUGUUGAGCAUGCAUUUAAUUAAUUGUAUAAUAGGCCAACGUCAUUGACAUGUAAAGUUUGAAUCAAUAUUUAAUAGUAUAUAAUACAGUUAUUUGACACUUUCAUUUUCUGAAAUUCCCAGUAAGAAAUAAAUGUAACAAGAAUAAUUUGAACACUGAAAUUUUACUUUUAACAGGAAAAUUUUCAACAUUUAUAAGAUUAUUUACUAAUCAAAUACGAGACAAGUAUUUCAUUCAAUGUAAUCAAACAAGAUUACAGUUAAACACAUUUUUUUCGUACAUUUUCAUUCUUUUUCUUGAUAUUUUUCAUACUUCGCACAUACAUUGUACACUUAAAUAGAAAGAACAAUUUCAGUAGCUUUAUAAUUAAAGUUUUGGUCUUGUUUGUCUACAUGUAGCAUAUGGCUUAAUUAAUGUCAAUCAGUUUGUGUAUUAUAGGCAAGGGUAACUGUCAGAAUUCUGUAGCUAAAUAAAAAUGUUACAACAACAA
Messenger RNA from Ruditapes philippinarum (Manila clam), 1417 nucleotides. RefSeq names its product SPARC-like. The record is from RefSeq and is a predicted model, not a curated record. Gene Ontology annotation, molecular function: calcium ion binding; collagen binding; extracellular matrix binding. NCBI's taxonomy places the organism in Eukaryota, Metazoa, Mollusca, Bivalvia, Venerida, Veneridae. Gene Ontology annotation, biological process: anatomical structure development.